AUGGAAGAGGUCGGCGGGUUUAGUUACGAGGAGUGGUGCAAGAGGCGCGAGUGUGUGGCUGUUCCUACCGAGACCAUUGCUCCCAAGUCGUCCAUCUCGAAUCGCUCGACCCAGAGUCAGAGCGAAGUGUCUGAUCGAGACAACGCUUACCGUUACGUUGCUAUGAGAGAACCUGGUCCUCAAGACGCUGUCCCUGGUUACACUUACAUGUAUCCACCCCAGCCAUUCGCAGCCAUGGCCGCACCUCCAGCUCCCGCGCCUGCACCACCUGCACCUACAGCUGUAGCUGCUCCUUCGGCACACUUCAAGCAGGAAGAUCCUCACUACCGCCACUACAUUCACGAGCGUGUCCGCGAAAAGUCAGUUCGCCCUGCAUCCGAGCCUCCCACCAUCGAGAAGGCCGCACCUCCACCACCCACCCCUCAAGCCAACAUACCCACCAUGACUUACGGCGCCUUUCCCUACGGCCUGCCCGCCACCGCCAUCCCAGUCGUCUACGCCAUGCCCAACUACCCAGUNCCCCGUACACACCGAAACCCCACAGCCUCGCCCAAACCCAAGACCGAUCGUGUGUGGGUCGGCCGCACCAAGAAGCAAGUCGACGAAGACAAUACCAAGAUCGCGCACAAGGAAGGCGUGUACAAGCCCAAUGAAAUGGUUCCCAAGGCUGCUUCUCCUGACCAACUGUUUUGGGUCAUUGAGCCUGAUGAUUCGAACACUUUGCGCAACUUUCGCACUAUUGAGGAGGAGCUGUAUCCUGGCAAGUGGAAGGUUGAUCCGAGAUAUGGCAAUGCGUACUUUGUGCGUGACAAGGAGCAGAAGAAGAAGUGA
This is a messenger RNA of Aureobasidium vineae, 831 nucleotides long. The record is from the annotation of a GenBank genome assembly. Lineage: Eukaryota; Fungi; Ascomycota; Dothideomycetes; Dothideales; Saccotheciaceae.